AAACGGCCAAAUGGUCGUGUGUGUGGUUGGCGUUAAAGGCUUAAACCCACUUAAUAUAAACCCCACCUGCAGCCACGCCACUCCUACCGUCUCCUCCAUCUGCCACUCCCUCCACUCCCCACUGCGUCCGCGGCGGUGCAGCCAAGCAACCCAAAAAAACAAAAACAAAAACCCUCAAACGACGAUAGCUGCCUCCAUAUUCCGCCGGCAAUGUGACUUUUCCCCGGGCUUGGUUUUCUUCUCUAACUCUCUCGCUCCGGGGCUGGACGCCAUCGUCUUCCAUUUCAGAGGUUGCUGCUAUAAGCUCUUUGGCGUUUGGAGGGGCAUUCAUCUCGUUGUUGGUAGAAGGGGGUGGAAAAUGGCUGCCAAUAAAACUUGGAGUGCCAACCUAGUGUCUUCGUUUGUCUCACCAAAAGCUAAAGGGAGUAAGAACAAGAGGAAAAUAGUUGAUCCUGCAGAAACCAUUGCUAGUACUCCUGCUUCAACACCUACAAAGUGCCCUUCCAAUGGGACCUCUUCUGAGAAUGUUUCAGACCCUGUAAGUAAUGUAGGGUUCAGUCAAUCUAAACUUGCAGCGGAGGAGACCAUAGAUGGUGACUGGGUUGAGCCUAUUGCAGCCCAACUCGAGCCGUUGUUGUCCUCUAACCUCCAAAUGGUCUUUCAGUGUGCAAUCAAGCAGGUUGUUGAUGAUGGGUAUAACCAAAAUAUCGCUCGACUGACAGUUUCAAGGUAUGGUCUCUAUCAACAAGGUGAAGAUGACCUUGUCUCAAAGACUGUGAGUGAUACUCUCAGCCUUUUAAAGAGAGAGAGGAAAUUUGAUUGUUCAAGGGAUUUUGUGUUUGAGGAAUUGCAACAGUUAGUGAAGUACACACUUGUAGAGAUGAUGAAUGUGCUUAUGGAGGUCAAACCAUGGCUUUCCACUUCUGAAGCAAUGUGGCUGUUGUUACUCUGUGAUAUGGACAUUGCACAGGCAUGCACAGCUGAUCCUUUGAUUGGAUUGGGCUCCAAGAAUGACAUAGUAGCAGACGAUGCUUCCUCUGGAUCUACUGCUGCCACCCAACCAAAACCAGCGGUUGAAAGCAGCAAUACUAAACCUUCUAGAGCGAAGGAACAAGGAAAUAUGAAAAAACCAUUGCCAUGUGAUGUUAUAGCUGAGGCACUUGCAUUUGGAAGCUUCCCAAGUUUGGAAAAUAGCUCCAGAAGCACAACUCUUGCCCCUAAAGGCCAGCAAACUCAAGGAAGCUUUCACCAGUCCUUGGUUGGCACCCUAGGAGCAGCCGUCCAAACUACCACCUCCCAAGUCCAUCUCCCUCAAGGAAAAGUACGGACUAGCCGAAAGGUUCUUAGCAAGAAGGAACUUGUUGCUUGUCAGAAGUCCUUACGUAGCAUGGACAGAGCUCUCAAGAAUUCUGGUAAGCUCUCUUUGAGGUCAGGAAGCAUAACCGCUGUUAGUGGCAUUAUUGUGGAGAAGACAAUGAAGCCCCCCUCUGCAUCAUCAUCGAUGAAUGGAGUUGCUUCUUCGGAAACAAAUUCUGUGGGAGAAGGCCCUCAAGCAGCUGGUGGUGAUCCAUCUCCUACAAAUUCAGGUUCAACUGAUGACCAAUUAAAAGUGUCUGCAUCAGCUGAACAAAAUGGCACCAAAUCUGCUGCUUCUGCAGAAAGGGUUGCUCCAAUUACACCUAAGAAACUACCAGCUGAGUAUUGUACUGGAAUUCCUUUCGAUAAGUCCCUGGGGAAGUACAUCCCACGUGAUAAGAAAGAUGAGUUGACCCUAAAAUUAGUGAAAAGACUAGAAGGCUUGCAGAAUGAGGUUAAGAGUUGGAUUGAAUGGGCUAAUGAAAAGGUUUUACAGGCAGCUCAACGUCUUAGCAAGGAUAUGCACGAUCUGAGAGUACUAAGACAGGAGAAAGAAGAGUCAGAACAGCUCGCCAAAGACAGCAAGGUACUCGAGGAGAAUGCUCUGAAAAGGGUGGCAGAGAUGGAUUUGGCUGUAGUUAAUUCUACUGAUCAGAUUGAGAAGGCUAAUGCUGCUAUUAAUGGUCUUGAAGCACAGCGAAAGCUUUUGAAGAAAUACAUGGAGGCUGCUAAACUUCAGGCUUCUGAGUCAGCUGCUAGGUGUCAGAACGCUUUUGAGAGAGAACAGAAAGCCAUGAAGGAUAGUCAAUGUUGGGAGAGGGAGAGAAUUUUCUUGCAAGAGGAACUUCAAACCCACAAGCAGAAGGUGGCUGAAGUACAAACGUUGGUAGACAAGGCAAAGAAUGUCCAGAACCAAAUUGAGAAGAAAUGGAAGCAAGAGAGAACAGAGAAAGAGAAGAUACUCGCACAUGUUGCUUCCAUGCGAAUGGAACUACAGCGUCUCGAAGAUGCAGGGCAAGCAGAGCAGGAUAUGAUUAAACAGAAAGCAGAACGCCGGCUGAACAAGUACAUAGCAGACAUCAAGGAGCUCGAGAAAGAAAUAUCUGAAUUGCAGCUAAAAAACGAUGCUUCGAGAAUUGAAUCUCUUAGAAGGGGGGCAGAGGCGAACAAGGAUGGGAGCUCAGACGAGAAAGGAAAUGUUGGUGGGCUUAGGCGGGAGAGGGAAUGCGUGAUGUGCUUAUCAGAGGAAAUGUCGGUAGUUUUCCUCCCAUGUGCGCAUCAGGUUCUGUGUCUGAAAUGCAGUGAUCUCCAUGAGAAUCAUGGAAUGGUGGAUUGCCCUGCUUGCAGAACACCCAUUCAGCAGAGGGUUCGUGCCCGUUUUGGCAGGAGGUGAUUGACUUAUAUACAGCAGGAACAGGGAAGUUUUACAAUUGUCUAGCGUGGUUUUGCAAGAAUUUAUACAGUUCGCCAUUGCUUUUUAGAUGGUUUAUGGGGCUUGAACAGUAUUUUUGUAUAGAGUAGAGAUGAUAGAACUAGACUCAAGGGAGGGAAAUGUGUUUUGGGGGAGAAGACAUAACAAAAGGGUUUAGAAAAACAAAGAAACUUAAGCGUAGCAAACAGUUUUAGGCCUGAGAAAUGUAGUUGGUAGUUUUAUCCGUGUAAAUGUCUGUUUGUCUAUUUCGUUUCUCCUCUCCUGGAAGCUGAAAAACGAUUAGACUCUGACGAUACAACUGAUAGGUUCUUUUUCUCUUGUUUUCUGUUUCAAAGUUUCAUCUCCCUGUCCUCAACAUCGAUUAAUGCUAU
Messenger RNA from Linum tenue, 3159 nucleotides. The record is from the annotation of a GenBank genome assembly. NCBI's taxonomy places the organism in Eukaryota, Viridiplantae, Streptophyta, Magnoliopsida, Malpighiales, Linaceae.